AUGGCAAUAUCGCUUCCCCAAUCAUAUGAGAAUUAUUUAGAAGACAGCCAAGCUCUUCCAGAAGUCGAAGAUCUUCUCGAUCACCUCAGCACUGACUUGCCACCCCUGAAUAUCUGGCUUCAACUUGGUGUCAAAUAUUACAAAGAAGGCAAACAUACUGCGUUUGAACGCAUUUUAAAAGCAGGAUCAGGCGAUGACCUUGAAAAAAUGCCUCAAUACCGCAGCUCCAAAGAAGAAAGAAUCUCAAUGCUCAACCGUCUAGUUGCUUACUAUUUCGGAAAAGCCUUGCUUUGUGCUGAAAGUGCUCAAAGGGAAGAACUUUUCAAUUUAGCUGGAGCAAUCAAAGGGUCUGCUGAUAGCAAGGACGUGAAUGAGUUCCAGAACUGGAUCUACCGUGGCUACCUCUUAAUAGCUAAAGGGCAGAUGGAAAACGGCGUUUAUUACUUCAACAACACAAUUACAGCUGAUCCUGAUAACGUGCUAGCGCUACUUGGGAGAGCUUGCAUUUUAUAUCACAGAGAAUCUUAUUCAGAAGCUUUGCAACAAUACGCAAAAGCUAUUAGAAUAAAUCCACGCAUUCCCCCUAACGUCAGAUUAGGACUAGCUGUAUGUCAUUAUAAAUUAGGGAAUAAAGAACUUGCUUAUAAAGCGUUUAAAAGAGUGCUCGGAUUAGAGCCGAACAAUGCAGAAGCGCUGAUGGGGAUUGCUAGAAAAUACAUAAAAUGGCGAACAAAAAUCAACCCCGACAUAUUAACGCAAUUUUUUAACCUUAUGGCCAAGGAGAAUUGGCGAGAAACCAGCCGAAAUUUAGGUAUAUUAUGCGAUAAUGUAUAUCCAGGUAGAUUUCGACUCAGUUCUUGUGAUUGGAAAGAAGCAACCAAGCAAUGUCCUUCGGAACCCUGAAGUUGGACUUCACCGCGAUGCUAUGGAUUGCAGCCUGUGCUCGGGCAAUUAAGUGGGGUUUUUUUUUCUAAUAGCUGAGGGCAAGCACCAGCACUUUUUAGACUCUAGGUUUUCUUCACUGGAUCAAGAUCCCAAAUAGCCUGAUGCAGGCCAGCAGAAAUACUAUCAGCUUACUCAAACUAGAACAAAGAGAUAGGAGGAGACGUUUUAAGUGUACGACACUAGGGAUGCCCAUGACAUCAGGGUUCGAAAGGAGAAAGAUAAUGUCAGAGUCAACUUUCCAGCAAGUCAUCUCAACUGAUCAGGUGUCCGGCACAAAUCGGAUGAACUUGCAAGGGUCCCUGGUGCUUGAGUCACCAAUACGGCCACACCCAUCUGUUAAUUAAGAUUAAGACGGGAAUUGCCAUUCUCGAAUAUGAAAAAGGAAACUACAAAGAGUACAUUGAUCUCGUAGUAAAAGCCUACAAAGCCGACAGAAACAACUCAGCUGCCAACAUGCACUUAGCAAGGCACUAUUUUUACAAGAAAGACUACGAAAGAAGCAUUAAAAUGGCCGAAUUCUGUCUAAGCCACAUUGCAGAGGUAGAAAAGCAGAUCCAAGACAUUUUAAAGCUGAAAGCAGAGUGCUACUAUAUUUUGGCCAUUUGCCAUCACGCACAAAAUAACAUGGAAAAUGCUUUUAGACAAUAUAACCAAGCUGUAAAAUUCAACCCUAACAUGUACUUAGCUCAGUAUGGACUUGGCCAAAUGUAUAUUUAUCAAAACGACAUUGAUAAGGCAAUCACAUGCUUUGAGAACGUUCUCAAAAUUGUCCCAAACAACUACGAAUCUUUGAGGAUUCUUGGGUCUUUAUUGGCAAAGCAGCAUAAGAAAGAUGCAGCGCUGGAGAAGCUGAAUGCAGUGGUAAGGAUGAAUCCGAAUGACUGUGAGGCUUGGAUUGAAAUUGCUCAGUUGCUUGAAAUUUCAAAGCCAAAGCAAGCUUUAGAAGCAUAUGAAAGGGCUCUGGCUGGCAUAAAAGACCCUCCACAAGAGCUGCUCAAUAAUAUUGCUAUCCUAAGGCAUAAGACCAGUGACCAAGCCAACGCUGAAAUAGCUUAUGGAAAGAUUACAGACAAGAAAAAGACUUUAAUUUAUAACAAAGCUCGCUGGCAUGAAGAUAACGACAGGCUUGAAGAGGCCAAAGUUCUUUAUCAAGAAUUGCUUUCUGAACAAAACCAUUACCCAGACGCCUAUAUCAGACUGGGAAUGAUCUCUCGGAAGCUAAAAGAUUACGUAAAAGCCCUUGAAUAUGCAAGAUCCGCAAUCAGUGCUGACAAAAAACCAAUCAACGCACUAUGUCUCAAAGGAAGUCUUGAAGCAGAGCUAGGUGAAUAUAAAAAAGCUCUGGAAACCUUCAAUAAGGUCAUUAUGGAUUAUUCCCACCAUGACUUAUAUGCCUUAUUAGCCAUGGGAAACCAAUAUUACGAAUUAGCAGUCCACAACAGGUCCGAGCACUCUGACAAAAAUUUAAGCCGAGCCCUACAAUUUUACUUAAAAGUCUUGUCUUUGGAUGAGCACAAUGCAUAUGCAGCCAUAGGAGCUGCCAUAAUAUUGGCUGAGCAUGGCGAUUACUCACAAGCUCAUGAAACUUUUAAGCAAGUUUUCGAUGCAUAUCCAGGCCUCGAUUUUAUAUUGGUAAACCAAGCACAUCUGCAGUUCUUACAAGGAAAAUAUGAAGCUGCUGCAAAAAUAUAUGCAAAGGCAUGGGACAAAAAAGCGUUAGAGCCUGAUAUACUUGCAGUUUACUGGGCUAAUGCUUUAUCUGCCUGUGGGAAAUAUAAAGAAUGUAUAGAUGUUUUCAAAAGUCUUCCACAAACCUUCGUGAAUGUUUAUAAUACAGCUUUGGCGCUAAGCGAGCAUGCUUUUUGGAUCUUUAAAAAAGAUAGAAGAAGCGUCAGAGAAACAGAAACGGCAAUAGCCAAUUUGCAAGAAGCCAUUGAAGCGUAUGACUUGAUCACUAACACUAAAUGGGAAUUAAGGUCUGGGAAUGAGGCCAGGACUGAAGAUAAGAAAAUUUUGGAAACUAUUGCUAAAAAGAUUGUGGAAAAGGUCGAAAUGGCCAAGGUUCAGCUUGCGCAAAGCGAAAAAACGCUGGAAUAUGACAAAGCUAUAGAGCAAAAAGAAGCAGAGGAAAGAGAAAGGGCAAAAGAACAGCUGAAAGAGUUACUCGGGAAGAAGAGGUCGCCUGAGCCAAGUGAGGAUGUGCCUACUAAGAUCCAGAAAACCGAGGAAUCGUAA
Messenger RNA from Blepharisma stoltei, 3180 nucleotides. NCBI's taxonomy places the organism in Eukaryota, Ciliophora, Heterotrichea, Heterotrichida, Blepharismidae. The record is from the annotation of a GenBank genome assembly.